Messenger RNA from Fonsecaea multimorphosa CBS 102226, 4110 nucleotides. RefSeq lists its product as uncharacterized. Lineage: Eukaryota; Fungi; Ascomycota; Eurotiomycetes; Chaetothyriales; Herpotrichiellaceae. Bases 1 to 4110 code for a protein of 1369 amino acids. Gene Ontology annotation, biological process: protein deubiquitination; regulation of proteasomal protein catabolic process; proteasome-mediated ubiquitin-dependent protein catabolic process. Gene Ontology annotation, molecular function: proteasome binding; cysteine-type deubiquitinase activity. The transcript is spliced from 8 exons. The record is from RefSeq and is a predicted model, not a curated record.
AUGGCCGGCGUGCAAGGCAACAUCCGGUCCUUCAUUGCGCCGAUCAGAGGGUCUGGUCGAACUGCCCCAGCAUUCCUUGAGGAUUUAACACUCUACGAGCCAUGGCGGGACUCCGAGGACCUCCCAAACCUGCUGGCUGAUUCUCCUCUCAAGUUCAUUCAUGUCCCCUAUUUGGCCGACCUCCUACCUCUUCAGGGCUGCAGACACAAAUUUGGUCUGAAGCCGAGACAGUCUGAACCUCCCGCAUUGGACGAGAGGCCCGGUCCGCAGUCAAUAUGGAGCAUUGCAGCUUUCUGUCAAGUGUGCCGCGUGCAUCUUCAUGUCAAGGUCGAUUACACCAUCAGAUUCAACAACGGCCCCUGUCCGAGCGUUGAGCAUCCUCUCCAUCACCUGGUGAGAUCAGAUUUUCAAGAGCCGCUGGAAAAGAAUGCGUGGGAGCGCAGGAAUCCGGACUCUCAAGAUGAAAUAUACUCCUACCGAUGUUCUUCCCGUACCUGCUCCGCCACCGUUACCGUACGUUACAGCCCACCGGUGCUGCGUCCUAGCGACAUUCAUACCCUGACCGAUCAUUCGCUGCUUCGUCAGAGAACAGAGGACGCUUUCCGCGAGCGAGAAGGACAUACAGAGGGGAUGCGGCACCCUGGGCCAAUGGACGUCCUGCAUGACCUUCGAGCAUAUCUGAGGAACUCCUGGCGUGCAAGAGAUGAUCCAAAGUAUAGAUCAAUCAACCUGUCAAAUCGGAGAUUCAUCGUUCGAUUUGGACCAGAGGGCAGUGCUUGUAAGGAUGUCCUGGAGCACCUAGGGUUCCAGCUUGUGCCCGGGGAUUGCUGGAUGGUCCCAGAACCAAAUUUCGAGGAGAACCUACCGUACCAGAGUCCCGUCAACCUCUGGUUAGACAAUGCCGAACACGAGUUGACGGCUCUUCUUUUGUCGCGUCCCUAUGAAGAGCGACAGCAACUGCAAGAUGUCACCCCUCCUGUGCCCGCUGAAAGGGAACUUUCACGGGCCCUAGGGUGUCAGGACUGUGAGUCGCCUGCCCGCGUCGGUCCUUUCACUGCUCUUGGUUGUCCGAUGGAUUUGUCUGACCAACUUGUUGCGAAAGCGUACCAUUGGCAGGUGCAAACAGAUCCUCCAAAUGCACAUUUGUAUCUCACCAACCUCAAGUACAUUGGGAAUCAACGUCAGAGUGAAGCUUUAGAGACUGAAGCUGUAUUAGAGACCUCACGGGGCCGGUUUGAUACAGAAAUGUUGGAUGAAGCAUAUAAAGCCUUUCAUUUGACCGGCCUUGGAGGUCCGGUCAGCGACGAGGACAUCAUCGGCUCAUUUACAGCUCAACUGGCAGACUCACCGGGCCACGAACAUCAACUGAGAGAUUAUCUCCGCAUUAUAGGAGUUCAUCGUGACAGUAAACGCAUCACAGACACUGCGAUGAACAUUAUUGACAGCUACGAGUCAGCACUUGCCUUCCUAGAUGCCGAUCCCACAAUCGAAGACGAGCACAUUCAAGCUUUGUUUGCUGUCAAGACAAACGAAAACAAAGCCCUAGAGGAGCAAGCCAUUCAAGCCGUUCGCCUAAUUGCCCAGCACCGCAAAAGUCGCUUUCUAUCCAACUGGAUUGACUCCGGAUUUUCCAACGAAAUGCAGAGCCACAUGGAGCCUGCUGAAGGCUACCAAGCCCUUCAGAUUGACAACCGUGAGAUUGACGAUGAAAUGAUCCUCUAUCAGUACAAUAUAGCCGUCGACGAAAAUCCCGGCAGUGUGGACUACUACAACAGAGCGCUUGCCGCUAUCGCCAAAGGCCGGAAUAGCUCGAUUUUGUUGGAUCACUUACACAGCAGGGCCCCCCAAGAACCCCAGGGCAAGCCGGAGGAACCUGUUGGACUCGAAAAUAUUGGGAAUACCUGCUAUUUGAACAGCUUGUUGCAGUUCCUGUUUACAAUGAACCAGGUGCGACAGUUGGUUCUCAACUUUGAUGAAUACAAGAUGCCCUUGGACGAGAAGAGCAUGGAGCAAAAGCGCGUUGGACAGCGAAAGGUUAGCGUCAAAGAGGUCCAAACUGCGCAGAGAUUUGUCGACAGCCUGGCGUCUCUGUUCCGCGGCAUGAUACAGACACCCCGUUCAUCCAUCAAGCCGGAGCAGGAGCUGGCCCGAUUGACCCUGGAGACCGAAAGUGUCAAAGAAAAGAUGCGUCGAAGGUCAACACUCAAAUCGAAUGAGCGGCCCAGCUUAGGCUCAAUCGGUACGCUACCUGCUUCAGGUCUUGCGCCAGUAGUUGACUCUGAGGCAAAUGGGAUAACGGAUACUACAAUUAUCCAGUCUCCAACCGACACUAUGGCCGCCAACGUUGACAUGACACAAGAUGCCAACACGUCGAAGGUGGAUACAAGAGAGGACGCAGGUACCGAGGUCCAGUAUGUCGACAAUCUCGCAGCCAACGACAGUGGCAGUGAAGCCACUUUGGUAUCAACGCCUGACGACGACCGGAAUAUGCUCGUGGAGACAGACGAACAUAUGUCAAUUUCGGACAACAAGGAGAAUGUGUCACCUUUUAAGCCUACGACAACAUCGGUGGCCCUGUCUCCUUGGACGGGGCAGCCUCUUACAACAGCAGCGCCAAUGAUUUCAAGUGCUCAAUCAGAAGCAGUGUCGGGAAAUACCGAUGAAAAGGCUUCCGGUAUAGAUCCGGCAUUGUUGAAAUACGCCCCACCCCCUGGAAAGCCACCGCCAGUGCCUCCACGGAAACCCGUCCAGAAUACUACAACCACGCUGGAAGAGUAUGCACGUCAACAAGAUGUAACCGAAGUCAUGAAUCACUGCAUCAUCCAGCUGUCUUACGCCAUGCGGCCUACAGGGUUUGACAAGUCGGGAGAGCAACGCGACGAAGUGCACGAUCUAUUCUUCGGGCAACAGGUGGUCCAUAGCCAACCUGAAAAAAAAGCACCCCAGGCCCUACCGUUUCUCAAUAUCAUCACGCGUGUGUUCCAUCAGCCCGUUGAUGUAUAUGCUGCGAUUGACAAUGAGUUCGAUCUCCAAGAUGCGCAAGAUGGCGCAAAAGCCUAUACCUCAAUCGUCAGUCUGCCGCCGGUCUUGAGCAUAGCCUUGGACCGAGUGUCAUGGAACAACGAGAUAAAACGUCAAGAGAAGCUGAAUUAUCACGUCGAUGUUCCAGAAACCAUCUACAUGGAUAGAUACCUUGAGACUUCGGCUGGCUCUGACCUAAUGCAAAGACGACAGCAGACGUGGGAGAUUAAGAAGGAGUUAGCAUCACUUGUCGCACGGAGAGACGAGCUUGAGGAAAAAUAUGGCAAAUCUGCAGAUAUCCCGGGUCUUCUCGAAGAUGCAAAGCUUGUCUUGGAAUAUCUGGCAGAAGUACCUGGAGACCAAAUAUCAGGCGAACUCGACAUCAGUCCAAACGCCAUCGCUACUCUCGGUAUCUUAGCUGAAAAUGCUCGUUCUGAGCUCGAAGAAAUCCGUGCCCGCGUAUCCCACCUCUCCCAACAAAUCAAAGAAUCCUUCGUCGACAUGCGCAAGCACCCUUACCGCCUGCACGCGGCGUUCUUCCACCGCGGCUCCGCCGGUGGAGGCCACUACUGGGUGUACAUAUACGACCACAAAAAAGAGGUAUGGCGGAAAUACAAUGACGAUCGCGUCUCCACUGUCACAAAUCUGAACGAGAUUUUUGGAAACCCAUACGCACAAACCCAAACCCAAGGUCAACAACAGCCAGCCAGCGCGAGUAGCUUGAACCCGCCUCCGAACCCGUACCUCUUGAUCUACCUGGAUGCAGAUCGGAUCGAUGACCUGGCGGAGACGGUCAAACGGGAGAUUGUGAAUCCGCCCCAUGAUGCGGCCCCUACCGUCCCGGAACGUACAGACCAGCCUCAAAGCCAGAUGACAGCUAUGCCACCCACUCUGAAAUUAAGCAACGGCGGGGAUGUGACAAUGCUGGAGUAUGCCAACGGUGGUGAGCAGGCCCAAUCAUCCUCGCAAUCAGAACCUUCCUCCGCCGCCCUCGACAGCUCCUCCCAACCAAGGGACGACCCGAGCGUGCGGAAGGAAGGGCAUUGGGAUAACAGCCAGCUGAUGAUGGAUAGGAAGAUUGACUGGUAA